Molecule: messenger RNA, 1356 nt
Organism: Cladophialophora carrionii CBS 160.54
Lineage: Eukaryota; Fungi; Ascomycota; Eurotiomycetes; Chaetothyriales; Herpotrichiellaceae
Product: 3-carboxy-cis,cis-muconate cycloisomerase
Exons: 2
Coding region: 1-1356 (451 amino acids)
Molecular function (GO): catalytic activity
Source: RefSeq, a predicted model, not a curated record
AUGUCAGGCGUGAGUGCCAUCGACUCUCGGGUCUUCCGAAAUCUCUUUGGGACGGACCAGAUCCGGAAGGUAUUCAGCGACACGGCCUAUCUCGAAAGAUGCGUCGAGGUGGAGAUAGCGCUCGCGAAAGCUCAAGCAAGGGCGAAUGUCAUUCCGCACGACGCCGCAGAGCAGAUAGCGAGCAAGGCAUUGGCCUCGUCGCUUGACCUCGGCCGUCUCAGUGACGAAACCGAAAUUGUAGGGUACCCGAUCCUUCCCUUAGUGCGACAAGUCUCUGCCAUGUGUGGGGAGUACGCGGGCAAAUACCUACACUGGGGAGCCACGACGCAAGAUAUCAUGGACACCGCGUCCAUAUUGCAGAUCCAAUCGGGCUUGUCCAUCGUCGAAAGCAAACUUGGCGAGGUGAUCAAGGCCACUGAGAGUCUCGCCGAGAGAUACAAAGCAACGCCGAUGGCAGGCCGAACCCACUUGCAGCAUGCACUCCCGGUGACGUUUGGUUACAAAUGCGCCGUUUGGCUUUCCAGCCUCUAUCGACACCGCGAGAGGCUCGAGCAGCUGCGGUCCCGCGCCUUGAUGGUGCAGUAUGGCGGUGCGGCAGGCACCCUAGCUUCGCUGGGAGCCGGAGAAGCAGGAUUACUUGUUCGAAAGGAGCUGGCCAACGAGCUUGGUCUGGUGAAUCCUCCCAUCUCAUGGCACGUCGCAAGAGAUGGUGUUGCAGAGACACUCAAUCUACUUGCAUUGAUUGGCGGAAGCAUUGGGAAAAUUGCGCUCGACCUCAUGAUUAUGUGCUCGAACGAAUUUGCAGAGGUCGCAGAACCAUUCGUGCCUCACCGAGGGGCAUCGUCAACCAUGCCACAGAAACGGAAUCCCAUCUCCAGCGAGUUGAUGCUGGCGGCGUCGAAGGUCUUGAGAUCAAAUGCGAGCUUGGGGCUGGACGCAAUGAUCUCGGACUUUGAGCGAGCUUCCGGGCCCUGGCAUCUGGAAUGGGUGGCCGUUCCCGAAAGCUUUACCGUGGCAGUUGGAGCUCUGCACCAGGCAGCAUUCGCCCUGUCUGGCCUCGUUGUCGAUGACAAGCAGAUGUUGGCAAACCUGAAUUCUACUGGGGGCCUCAUAGUCGGAGAGGCCGUCAUGAUGGGACUGGCACCACAUAUAGGCCGACAGAAGGCCCACGACACUGUAUACAAGGCAUGUCAGGAAGCCGUUGAGAACAGAGUGUCCUUGCUUGAGGCUUUGUGCCAGAGCCAAGAUAUUGUUGAUGCAUUGGGCAUGGACGAGCUGAAGAAACUGUGCGAUCCAGUCAACUACCUAGGAUCCUCGACUCGCAUGGUCGAUGAUGUCCUGGCGCUGAGAAAGUAA